CACCCAUCAAGAUUCUCAGAUGCUAUCCUCAUAUCCCUUGAAAUAAAAACUCAGCUUCUCUUCUCUUCUCUUUAUCACACACAAUUUCACACACACAUACAUUAUCACAUUCUUAACUUGUAAAGUAACUAGGAGCUGCUGCCAUGGCUCAAACAAUGCUGCUCAUGUCUUCUAGCACUUGUGUUUCUGGCCAUGCAGCUGACAAUUUGAAGUCCCCUGCUCUUCCUCUGCUUCAGAGGCUCAAGCCUAAGCCUUUUUCCCACUCUUUGUUGCCUCAUCUUGCUAACAUUUCCAAAUCUUCGUCGACAUUCACAACUUAUGCUCUCUUCAAGUCCAAAGCCAAAGCUCCAGCCAAGAAGGUGGUAGCUCCAAAGCCAAAGGUUGAGGAUGGUAUAUUUGGAACCUCAGGAGGCAUUGGUUUUACAAAGCAAAAUGAGCUCUUUGUUGGUCGUGUGGCUAUGAUUGGCUUUGCUGCAUCUUUAUUGGGAGAAGCUGUUACAGGGAAAGGAAUAUUAGCACAGUUGAACUUGGAAACUGGUAUUCCAAUUUAUGAAGCUGAGCCCCUUCUUCUGUUCUUCAUUCUUUUCACAUUGCUCGGAGCAAUUGGAGCUCUUGGUGACCGUGGUAGGUUCGUUGAUGACCCUCCCACCGGCCUUGAGAAGGCCGUCAUCAAGCCUGGCAAGGGAUUCAGAGGAGCUCUGGGUCUCAGCGAAGGAGGUCCACUUUUUGGAUUCACAAAGUCGAAUGAGCUGUUUGUCGGAAGGCUAGCACAGCUGGGAAUUGCAUUCUCCUUGAUCGGAGAGAUCAUAACCGGAAAGGGUGCAUUGGCACAGCUAAACAUUGAGACCGGAAUCCCAAUCAGUGACAUUGAACCUCUUGUGUUGCUCAAUGUUGUCUUCUUCUUUGUCGCUGCAUUGAAUCCUGGAACCGGAAAGUUUAUUACAGAUGAGGAAGAAGACUAGUGUGGGUGUCAGCAUGUGUGUGAAUGCUUUUUUCUUGUACUGGCUCCAACAAAAAAUAAAAAGAACCGAAUCUGAAUUGUUAAGGAUGUAGCUUGUAGUUAUUUUGUUAAUGCAAGUAGAUUGAGUUUCUGAACUUGCACAUAGUAAGUUAUGUUUUAUAUAAUCUGGUCUGUUUACUGUUGUACAAGUACAAGUUCUUGCGGAAAUUUAAUCUACUUGAAAGGAGAUUUAAUUUUA
Messenger RNA from Daucus carota subsp. sativus, 1199 nucleotides. RefSeq names its product photosystem II 22 kDa protein, chloroplastic. The record is from RefSeq and is a predicted model, not a curated record. The transcript has 4 exons. Bases 144 to 962 code for a protein of 272 amino acids. Lineage: Eukaryota; Viridiplantae; Streptophyta; Magnoliopsida; Apiales; Apiaceae.